Molecule: messenger RNA, 2142 nt
Organism: Peronospora belbahrii
Lineage: Eukaryota; Oomycota; Peronosporomycetes; Peronosporales; Peronosporaceae
Source: the annotation of a GenBank genome assembly
AUGAGCCAAGCGCUUUGUUUAAAUGGGAAACUACUCUCGGAAAAAUCGCUCCGAUCGUCAACGUCGCUAAAAAAGCCCUUAAUCAACCAAUUCCAACAAACAAGUGGUGGGGGGAAUCUAAUUCACGCCAACCCUUCGAACCUUUCCGAGAACGCUGCGGCGUGGAGUCUACCGUACGCAAUGUUUUUGCGGAAAGAAGCCCCAUUUGGUUUGCAGGCGUAUUACCCCUACACGUAUCGUGAGAUAGCACCUGUAGUUAAUGGAACCGUUAAAUGGUACACACAUGGAGCUCACAAUGAUCUAACUCUUUCGGCGCAAGAGUUUAGCAACUUGACUACGUACGAGAUAUAUUCCUGGAAUGAUAUGGGUGUUCAACUCCACAUUUGUGACCCUAAUACCGGUGGGUACAUAGAUUCUGCACUCGUAAGCGGCAUGGCUUUCGUUUCGGCCACGUACAACGGUCUCACCCCGCGCAUUAGCACGGAGUUUAACAUCAUCUCUCUGGACGACUCGGUACCAGGUAAAUUUGUCAUCCAUCUCAACAACAACCAGACGUGGGUACUGUAUACCAGUGACAAGAGCAUCUCGUUCCGCGUGGAGGAGUCGGUGGCUUUCUCUGUGAACGCGUCUGGCUCGUCGCUCGUAGCAGACUGCGCGUACUCUGGAACGAUUCGAAUAGCAGUGCUUCCUGAGAGCGCAGAAGACACAAUUUACGAUGAUUUCGUGUCCUGUUUGGUGCGAGGCGGCACUAUUUCGAUGGAGUCGCGGACUGCUUACUCGCUUCACUGGGAUGUUGAGGGCAGUACCUGUGAGUCAGCGGGUCUACUGCACUUCGCGCUGCCACACCAGGUAGACUCGAUGGAUGGGUAUCCUGCAACGGCGGAAACUCCAGGUGCUAUAUUGCUACACUCGCCCACACGAGGGUUAAUGGUUGGUCAAAAGUCAACGACAUGGUCAUUUGUAGUGCCUGAAGCUGACAUAGAGAUCGACUUUUAUCCAGCUCACAAGCUGCAUCCUUCGAUUGUCAAAGAGUUUCACAUGGUUCGUACGCUGCACGACGACAUCUACGCCAACUGGUCCUUGGGUACUGGUAGCUGGUAUUUCAACGGUAAGCUUUUCCAGAAGUACGCUUCGCUGUGUCUGAUGGCAGCGGACGGCGCGGUAAUGGGUACGAACACGACGUUGCUGAAAUUCUGUCUGAACAAGCUCGAGACAUUGAUUGAGCCGUUGCUGAACAAUACCUUAUCGCCAGUUCUUGUAUACGAAACGCUCUACAGAGGCAUCGUCUCCAGAGCGAUUUUUGACACUGGAGAGCCUUUUACGGACUUUGGCAAUGGAAUAUACAAUGAUCACCAUUAUCACUUUGGCUACUACGUGACGUCGGCGGCCAUUCUCAAGUUUCUGGAUCCAAACUGGUCUCGAAUGCCGGAGUUGGAAGAUUUGAUCUGGACGAUGGUGCGCGAUGUGGCCAAUCCAAGCAAUAAGGAUUGUUACUUCACUACAUUCCGCCAUUUCUCCUGGUUUCAUGGCCACUCAUACUCACGUGGUGUCGCACUAUCCGACCAAGGCAAGGACGAGGAAAGUACGUCUGAAGACAUCAAUUUUUACUACGGUAUGACUAUGUGGGGUAGAGUGACUGGCUGCAAGGAAGUGGAGGAUCUGGGAAGUCUAAUUCUCCGUCUGAACGCGCGUGCAAUCCGUACGUACUUCCUACUGACGUCGGAUAACACUGUUCACCCGCCCGAGAUUGUGCGAAACCACGUCACUGGUAUUUUCUUUGAUAACAAGGUCUUCUACAACACGUGGUUUCUCGAUAAAGUCUAUGCGAUUCAUGGUAUUCAGAUGCUUCCUGUGUUACCAAUCAGUGCUAUUUUUCGCACACCAGAGUUUGUCAUACAGGAAUGGAACAACAUUCUUUCCAAGGACGAGAUUGUAGUCGCGGAGAACAGUAAAGAGCCGUGGUUGUCGUUGUUGUUGGUUAAUGCAGCGGUUUUGGACCCGAUGAAUUCCGUGCGGAAACUGAUUCGCGCGAACAUGGAUGACGGUCUGACCCUAUCAUUGGCGAUAUACAUGGCUGGCUCUACCCCCCAAAGCCGAUCUUGCUACGGUGAGUCAAACCUCCACGUAGAAGGUAGCGGUUAG